CUUUUCAAGGCAACAUUUUUUCCUCCAUCACAAAAGUGGGGGAUGGUGAACGCUAUUUGGUUUCUUCAAAAUUUAGAGUAACGAAAAACGCAGCUGGGGUAAACUUCGUGCUGGAAUUUAAAACGCAACUUUUGUUUACAGAUUUCACGCUUCGCGUUUGUACGAUGAAGAGAUUUUCAAUAGUAUGUGAGAGAGAAAGGAGGCAUAAAAAACUUUGGAAUCGGUCAAAAAGACACUUCUUUUAAAGUGGAAAAUGUCGAAUCGGGAAUCUAUGUAAUAUCCACACUUUGACUUGGUUUGAAGCGCAUUGCGCGCGAGUGGAGACCGACAGUUUAUUUGGAAACAUUUGAUGAAACAUCGCUACAUUGUUGGGUCUCCAAGAUGUCCUCCAAGCGCCUCUGCUCCAUUGUUGAAGGCUUUUGGAUGCUUUGGAUCUGGGCAGCAACUUCUAUAAUCGCUCAGGCGGUCAUCUUGCACCCAAAUGAAACUAUAUUCAACGACUUUUGUAAGAAAUCCACAACGUGUGAAGUAUUAAAAUACAAUACGUGCCUUGGUUCACCUUUGCCGUACACGCACACGUCUCUGAUUCUGGCUGAAGACUCAGAAACUCAAGAGGAAGCCUUGGAGAAAUUGGCCAUGUGGUCUGGGUUGAGAAAUGCUCCUCGCUGCUGGGCUGUCAUUCAACCGAUGCUGUGUGCCGUUUACAUGCCAAAAUGUGAAAAUGGAAAGGUCGAGCUGCCCAGCCAGCACCU
This is a messenger RNA of Sinocyclocheilus grahami, 752 nucleotides long. RefSeq names its product smoothened homolog. The record is from RefSeq and is a predicted model, not a curated record. The annotation marks the transcript as partial. Gene Ontology annotation, cellular component: cilium; plasma membrane; dendrite. The transcript is spliced from 2 exons. Gene Ontology annotation, biological process: pattern specification process; central nervous system development; commissural neuron axon guidance. Lineage: Eukaryota; Metazoa; Chordata; Actinopteri; Cypriniformes; Cyprinidae. Gene Ontology annotation, molecular function: patched binding.